Messenger RNA from Didymodactylos carnosus, 630 nucleotides. The record is from the annotation of a GenBank genome assembly. Lineage: Eukaryota; Metazoa; Rotifera; Eurotatoria; Philodinida; Philodinidae.
AUGACCUCUAUUCAUUCUGAUUAUUUAAAUGAUGAUCGAUUAACAUCGGCGACGAAAAACGAUCUGAUAACCACAACAACAAGUACGGUGAUGGUUGAACCAAAUUUAGUUGAUUAUAGAAUGGAUAAAAUUGAUUCAAAAAGAAAUCGUUAUCCACAUUGUUUAGUUUGGACACCUAUACCUUGUUUAACAUGGCUAUUACCGUUUAUUGGACAUAUGGGCAUUGGAAGAACCGAUGGCGUUAUCAGAGAUUUUGCUGGACCCUAUUAUGUUUCUGAAGACAAUAUGGCAUUCGGACGACCCACGCGUUAUUUACAAUUAGAUUUAAAUCGAAUACCAGACUCUAAUCCUCGAGGUCUCUUUGAUAAAGCUGUUGAACAAGCGUCCGAUGAAUACAAAAAGAGAAUGCAUAAUUUAUGUUGCGAUAAUUGUCAUUCUCAUGUCGCCAUGGCAUUAAACACAAUGAAUUAUAGUCAAAAACAAUCAUACAAUAUGUUCUAUUUAACGUUUUGGAUGUUUUGUUGUGGAAAAUUCGUAAGCUUUCUUGGAUUUGUAUUAACGUGGUUACCAUUUCUUAUUUUGAUUGGUAUUAUUGUUGGUUUAAGCGUAUUUUUCAAAGUUAAACAUUAA